UCAUGACGUCGCAAGUAAUUCCUACUCCCCCAUCAGUAUCAUGGGCCCAAAGAAGUGCUCGCGUAUUUUUAACUUUUAACGUAGAAUGUAAAAAACCCGACAUUAAAAUUGAGAAACAAACAAUAUCCUUUAGAGGAAUAUGUGAACCAGAAAAAAAAUUACAUGAAGUAGUCAUACCAUUGUAUGCUGAAGUGGAUCCAGAAAAAAGCAAAUAUAUUAAUAAGGGAAGGCUAGUUGAAGUCGUUUUAAGUAAAGAAAAUUCCGACCAACCCUUGUGGCCUUCUUUAACAAAUGACAAGAUGAAACACCACUGGCUCAAAGUAGACUUCAACCGCUGGCAAGAUGAUGAUGAUGAAGAGGAUGAUAUUGAAAAGUUUGAUGACAUUUUCUCAGGUGAUUAUGACAGAAUGCCAGUUGAAAAAGAUGAGUCCAGCUCUGCCGAGGAGGAAGAUCUUCCUGAUAUUGAAUAAAAAGAGCAACACACACACACACCGGCAAAUAACCAAAAAUCUUAUCUGCUAGUUUAAAUAAAUUGUAUCUGUGGACAAUAUAUUUUGUGCUUUUAUACAAAGAAUGUGGGACUGAUAGCUUCUAAUGAAAAUAAGUUUAGGUUUGUUACAUUAUAAAAAUUAGUGUAUUUAAAUCAGAAGUGUGCAUUGGGAAUGUUUAUAAUUUUUUUCCCCUUCCCGGUACCAGGCAAAUCACAAUAUAUUUUAUUUUUGCCAUGUAGGUGUUAAGCAUGAACCUUAAAAAUGAAUCUUGUUUUAAGAUCUGAU
Molecule: messenger RNA, 776 nt
Organism: Manduca sexta (tobacco hornworm)
Lineage: Eukaryota; Metazoa; Arthropoda; Insecta; Lepidoptera; Sphingidae
Exons: 1
Coding region: 3-470 (155 amino acids)
Biological process (GO): protein folding; chaperone-mediated protein complex assembly
Cellular component (GO): nucleus; cytosol
Molecular function (GO): Hsp90 protein binding; protein-folding chaperone binding
Source: RefSeq, a predicted model, not a curated record